Acanthoscelides obtectus is the source of this 1518-nucleotide messenger RNA. The record is from the annotation of a GenBank genome assembly. Lineage: Eukaryota; Metazoa; Arthropoda; Insecta; Coleoptera; Chrysomelidae.
AUGAUUGCGAAGACGGCAGUUCUAACACUACUGACCCUUCAGUAUGUUUGGUCGCACCCAGAACAUCCAAUUGUUAAUACGCCUCUAGGAACUAUAAAAGGCACGACGCUAACCAGCAGGCUCGGAAAAGAUAUUUUCUCGUUUCUGGGAAUAAAGUAUGCUGAGCCACCAGUUGACGAAUUGAGAUUCAAGCCACCUGUACCAAUCGAAAAAUAUGAGGGUACCUAUGAUGCAACCAAAGAUGGUCCAAUAUGCCCACAACCGGUUGUUAAACCAAUCAUAUCUGAGGAUUGCUUAGCUUUGAAUGUCUACACAACCAAGCUCCCUGAGGGUUUCUUGGCUACCGGUGACAAAGAAGCACCUGGUAACAAUGGGCUGAAAGAUCAGGUGUUGGUAUUAAAGUGGGUUCAGAAAUAUAUUGAGUCAUUUGGAGGUGAUCCCAAUUCUGUAACUCUACUGGGAUACAGUUCUGGAAGCUGGAGUGCUAUACUACACAUGCUAUCUCCAAUGUCUAAAGGUUUGUUCCAUAGAGCAAUUGCUAUGAGUGGGUCACCCUUGGGUAUCUAUCCCAUACCAUCUGAGCAAGUUCAUUUGGCCAAACACCAAGCACACCUUUUGGGAUGUUCUGACGACUCAUCUGAAAAACUAAUACAAUGUUUGAAGACCAAACCCGCAAAAGAAAUUGGAGAUUCACUCCUAGGUUUCAGAGAGUUUGGUUUGGACCCCAUUCUAAUUUGGUCACCAGUAGUGGAACCUGAUGUUGGACAAGAAAGGUUUUUGACUGACGACCCCAUUCAUCUCAUAAAGAAAGGACAGAUCUUGACCAAAGUGCCACUCAUAAUUGGACAAACCAAGGAUGAGUUUGCGGCUAAUGCUUUCACUGUCGUUAAUAAUGAAACUUUAACUAAGGCGAUGAACGAACAUUGGGAGGAAGUUGCACCCAUCGCAUUCAUCUACGAGAGAGGCACUGAUCACUCGAUUAAAGUCAGCAAAGCUAUUAGGAAGUUUUAUUUGAGCGAUAAGCCUGUGGAUAAGAGCCAAGUAGAAAACCUUGCAAAGAUAUACACAGAUGCUUUAGAGGGCUUCCCUAUUAACCGAGCUGCAAAGCUUAUGGUGGAACAUAACAAAGGGCCAGUCUAUUACUACCGUUUCAGCUUCACAGGAAAAUACAGCCAUUUCUAUCUACCAGAUACCAAUAACACUGUUCCUCAUGGAGCUGCACACCAUGACGACUUGAUGUACCUAUUCCACAUUGGUUUUGCCUUCCCACAGUUUACGUCUAAGAUUCAUCCAGCGGAAGAUAAAAUGGUGAACAAGCUCACCACUUUGGUUGCCAACUUUGCCAAAUCAAGCAACCCCACACCGACAACAGAUCCGGAAUUGGAUAAUGUGAAAUGGGAAACAUUUGACCUCAAGGAUCAGAAGUUCCUCGAAAUUGGCGAUAAGCUGGCCAUGAGUCAGAAAAUGUUUGAUGACCGUAUGAAAUUUUGGGAAACUCUGUAUCCAUUGGACAAGUGA